Messenger RNA from Melampsora larici-populina 98AG31, 1509 nucleotides. RefSeq lists its product as uncharacterized. Lineage: Eukaryota; Fungi; Basidiomycota; Pucciniomycetes; Pucciniales; Melampsoraceae. The record is from RefSeq and is a predicted model, not a curated record. Gene Ontology annotation, cellular component: membrane. Gene Ontology annotation, biological process: transmembrane transport. The coding region runs from base 1 to 1509 and encodes 502 amino acids. Gene Ontology annotation, molecular function: transmembrane transporter activity. The transcript is spliced from 15 exons.
AUGUUUGAUCCUUACCAUCUCAAAUUGCAGCUGACUGAACUUUUCUCUUCUCGUUCUUUGCAGGAACAUCCGUUACAUGAGUCUACUCGUAGGUCUAUAGUCAAGAAAAUCGACUUACAUGCCCUUCCAGUUCUUUCACUAUUAUGGCUGGCUUGCUUUCUUGAUCGAACAAAUGUUGGCAAUGCCAAGGUCGGUGGAAUGGAUGACACCUUAGGCCUGGUAGGCUUACAAUAUAACAUCGGACUAGCUAUCUUCUACGCGUCAUAUAUAUUUGCCGAACUGCCUUCUAACUAUCUACUCAAGCAAGUGGGCGCAAAGCUAUGGCUUCCAUUUUUAGUUGCGAGUUGGGGCGCUGUCACUAUCCUAAUGGGAUUCAUGAAAAAUUAUUCAUCACUCCUUGCUUGUCGGUUUUUCUUGGAUCCGCCAUCCUUCUCACAUAUUUUCUUGAUUCCGCAGAUGAUGUAUCUCUCAACUAUGUAUCAACGCAACGAACUUCAGCUCCGAGUAGGAGUCUUCUAUGUAUUUGCCCCGCUUAGUGGGGCCUUUGGAGGUCUUUUGGCAUAUGGAAUCGAACAUAUGGAAGGCGUUGGCGGGCUGAAAGGAUGGCAGUGGAUGUUCGUUUGGGAAGGCAUUGGCACCGUUUUGGUCGCCAUCUUUGGGGUGUGUUAUAUGCCCAAGAAUCUAGCCACUGCUUCCUUCCUUACUCCGGAAGAACGUCACUUCGCAGCCUCCGAGGAGAAGGUCAAAUCGGGGGAGGAUAAGCUAAACGAGAUCACCAAUCAUCACUUGAUUCACGAGGAGUUUGAAAUGCGUGAAGUGAUUCGAGGGUUUAAGGAGCCUCAAGUGUGGAUGACGGGAUUUGGCUACAUGGGCUUAUCGGUAUGCAUAUACUCCUUUGCCUUGUUCUUACCUACCAUUGUACUGGGAAUGGGUCAUUCAGGCCUAGAUGCGCAACUCCAUUCUUCUUUCCCGUACCUACCCGCAUCUGUGCUGGUAUUGAUUAUGGCCUUCAUUGGUGAUCGGUUACAAUUGAGGGGUCCUAUCAUCUUAUUGCUGACCCCGAUUGCCAUGGUAGGUUAUAUCCUCUGUAUUACCGCAGAUUCCAAUGAUGCGCGAUAUGCGGGGGUCUUUUUAAUAGCUGCGGGUAUAUAUCCUGCCACACCUUCCAUUCUGUGUAUCCUUCCCAAUAACGUAGCAGGGCUGACUAAAAGGGGUACAGUCACGGCAUUACACUUGAUGAUAUCCAACUGUGGAGGAUUUGUAGCCACAUUCAUCUAUACACGUGAACAAGCCCCAAGAUAUAAAAAAGGACAUUCUAUUGCCUUGGCUUUCUUGGUAUUUGCUUGGACAAUGUUCUUUUUGAAUUCAAUGUAUUGCAGGAAGGAGAAUAAAGCUAGAUCUAAUCAUAAAAGAGAUUCAAAUUUAAUGAAGUAUGAUCAAUUAGUAAAAGACGGCAAAACAAAUGCACCUAUUGGUGAUAGACAUCCUAAUUUCAAGUUCACCAUCUAG